Messenger RNA from Didymodactylos carnosus, 1662 nucleotides. NCBI's taxonomy places the organism in Eukaryota, Metazoa, Rotifera, Eurotatoria, Philodinida, Philodinidae. The record is from the annotation of a GenBank genome assembly.
AUGCAUAGUCAGCCCCUAUCGACUUGUCUUGCUGAAUUUCAACCGAUCGAAGACAAACUUCGGGCGAGUAUUGAAAAUUGGAGACGUGAAAUGAUUAAUGAAAAUUUGGUCAAUGCAUCAACAAAUCGGGAGUUUUUGCCGAAUCAAUUGGAAAAGUUACAAAUCGAAUAUGGUCGUCCACCGGCAGAUCUUCAUCUUGUUCGACAUCACGAUCGAGGACCGAUGUUAGAACUUGAAACGAGAAAUUCAACAAGAGAACAAGUAUCAAUUAGUUGCACUUCUCAAGUUGCAACUCAAGAAUGUGGUGUUUAUGUACCGCAAACAGCGCUCGGCGAAUAUCUCAUCCGAGAGCCUACCGCCAAGUCGUCAGUUGGCAGUUAUUGGGCAAUAGGUGGCUCGAGUGAAUAUUUGCUUGUACAAGAAUAUGAAACUAAUCAAUUAACAUUAUUCGAUCGACACGGUACGAGAGCCGCUUCGAUGACAUGGCACUAUAAUUUAGUGGUAAGUGCCUCUAAUUCCCACUCCGUUUAUCCGAAUCUCUUUGAACGAACGUCAAUCUCUGUGUGAGAACGUUUUUUUUUAGGAAAAAAUGUUUGCAUCGCAUGGGAUCAUUCAUGAAUAAUCUCCCGGCUAGCAUUGAUUGGAAUUUGUAGUCAAGCAUAUUUUUUCGGUGAUUAAUGAUAGAUUUUACAAAAACAAAACUUUUCCCCUGCGUUUUCGAGAGCGCCCUAAUUCUGUACAAUUUUGCUGAUUUUUGCCUUUGAGCCAUGUGAUUGAAAUGAUAUGCUAGCUAGAAAACGAAGAAAAGCGGUUUUUGUCCAAUAUAUUUCAGUUAAAUAUCUUAGGUUUUUCAGUCAGAUUAUAGACGAAAAACUUGACUACGCUAUAAUCCCCUUUGAAUGCCCACCCAAUGGAGUCUCCUAAAAUGGCCACACGGGAAACAUUCUUCGUCUUGCCAAGUUGCAAGUUUAUCUUCUCUGUAGCGUCUUUCAUCUGCAUAGCAACAAUCACACACAAAACCAAUUCUGCACACGGUAUUUUAGGUUUGGUUGCUGUUUACCAUCACUAAAAAUCUCAUUGCAGCUCAUCUCUACUCCAAGUCGUACCGGAAUCUCAAAAAUUUAACUAUAGUCCUGGGAGUUGCAUCGAACUUUGGCCAGAAAAGUCCGAAAAUCUCAGAAUUUAUGGACACUUUUUACACUACAUUCUUAAAAGAAGUGAAGGUUUUCUUGUAAAGAUUUCCUUUUGAAGGAAAACUUGCUGAGGCUCUGUUUUUUCUUUCAAAAAUGAUGUGAAUCAAUUUUUAAAGUUAGCAGUUAAAAAGCAAAACGUAUGCAAAUCAAAAUCUCAGUUUUAUGCUUAGAAUUGCUUGUAGACACUUCACUGGAAGAUGUUCGCUUUUCUAGUGUCUUCUCUAUUAACUUCGGAAAAUGUCUGGAAUAAACAGAGAAAGAAUAUGAACAGGAAUUUGAGACAGUAGUACUAACUAAACAAAGACGGGUUGAGCAACUGAUCAAAGAGUACCAGGGAGAUUGACGUAAGGUGCCGCUAAUUCAAAAAUCAAGCACUCUUCAUUUUUCCUUGAAAGACACAUCAUCCGAUGCAGAAUUUUGUGCUGAUUACGAAUAUCACCUUUUUAGUUCGAUUUGUUUGAGUUUUGUG